AAUGAUAUCUGGCUUUCUUCAGACACUUAUUUUUUUUCUGUGUGGAAGAUCCCGGAACCGGCUUUUCAUGAUGACUGAGGUUGUCUGUCCUUGGCCAAGGAAGUUUGGUAGGCAGCCCGUGGAGGAUAGUAGAUGACUGCGGUGGUGCUUUUACUAUGGGCGCUAUUGGAGGUGGCAUCUUUCAAGCUAUCAAGGGCUUUAGAAAUGCUCCAGUGGGAGUGAAUCACAGGCUGAGAGGGAGCCUUGCGUCUAUUAAAACCAGAGCUCCCCAUAUAGGAGGUAGCUUUGCUGUUUGGGGUGGACUGUUUUCAAUGAUUGACUGCAGCUUGGUAAAAAUGAGAGGCAAAGAAGACCCUUGGAAUUCCAUCACAAGUGGUGCCCUUACUGGGGCUGUGCUUGCAGCAAGAAAUGGCCCAGUUGCUAUGGUAGGAUCAGCAGCUAUGGGGGGCAUCCUUCUUGCCUUGAUUGAAGGAGCUGGCAUCUUACUAACCAGAUUUGCUUCUGCUCAGUUUCCAACAGGUCCCCAGUUUGCAGAAGAUGCUUCACAGUUGCAGCCAUCUGCCUUUGUAGAUUACCGGCAGUAUCAGUGAUGAACCGUAUUGUACUGUUUCAUCCCACAUUUUCCAUGUGCCAAUCAAUCAGCACAGAACACAGCAUAAGCUACAUGGGUCUGUAGCAGAGACAUUUCUUUUAUGGAAUGCUGCAAAAAGAGCAAUUGUGGGGAAGAAACUUGCCUCCUUUUUGGAAAGGAAUGUAUAUGUUAGUAAUUUAAGAAAUUAUUGUAAAUAAAUAUGUCUGGAAACUAUUCAUAGUUUUUUUUUUAACAGAGAAGUGUACCUUUGAUUAUCAAGCCAUUGUUGUGUAGAAAAGUAAAAAAAAAAUAAUUUGCAGGUCCAUUGUGUUAAACUGCAGCUGUAUUAACUUUGUAUAUUGCUGGGCUCUCAGCAUUUUACUAGAGUGGACUACAGAUUUAAUCAGACUGAUAUCCCUAGAUCUGUAAAAUCCUAGUGUAGGUGUUUACAGCUUUGUUUUGCUAGUGACUGCAUGCUCUAUUCUUGUGAGCACGAACACUUUCCAGUAGCUCUAAACCAUUAUAGCUGUACAUACCUCAGAGUGUAUUUUUUGUAGAUCAUUUUCAACUUGAUAAUGCACAUUACUGACUAAAUUUCAGUGCUUAUUCUGCAUUAUGAGAAUUUCUGUAGUGUUUAUUCUUGUAAGUAAUGCAGAACAACGUCUUGUAUAUAAAAUUGUCUGUACUCAUUCCUGUAAACUAAGGUUGUGAGUUAUUGUUUGGAUUUAGCCAGCAUAUUUACGUGAAUGUCUGUAAAAUAAUGUUAAUGCAGAAAUGUAUACAAUUUAUUUGGAAAUAUCAGAAUGUAUCUGCUGUUCCUGUCCAUUCAUAAAGAGACUGUCACAAUGCGUUUUGCAGUGCAUGCAUCUUGCUAUUAAUGUUGGAAUACAUAUGCCUGGCAGUAAGUUUAUAUUUGGUGUCUAGAAUUAUUACUUCGUAUGGAAUUUUUCUGCCUGACUGGACAUAUCGAGAAGGCCUCUGGAUGGGUAUAUCAUUUGACAAAAUGAAAUAAAUACUUGUUUACA
Messenger RNA from Protopterus annectens (West African lungfish), 1596 nucleotides. It is a transcript of the gene TIMM17A, whose product is annotated as translocase of inner mitochondrial membrane 17A. Gene Ontology annotation, biological process: protein import into mitochondrial matrix. The record is from RefSeq and is a predicted model, not a curated record. Bases 156 to 590 code for a protein of 144 amino acids. The transcript has 6 exons. Gene Ontology annotation, molecular function: transmembrane protein transporter activity. NCBI's taxonomy places the organism in Eukaryota, Metazoa, Chordata, Ceratodontiformes, Protopteridae. Gene Ontology annotation, cellular component: mitochondrial inner membrane; TIM23 mitochondrial import inner membrane translocase complex.